Betta splendens (Siamese fighting fish) is the source of this 1490-nucleotide messenger RNA. RefSeq names its product phosphopantothenoylcysteine synthetase (gene ppcs). Gene Ontology annotation, cellular component: cytoplasm; nucleus. Lineage: Eukaryota; Metazoa; Chordata; Actinopteri; Anabantiformes; Osphronemidae. The record is from RefSeq and is a predicted model, not a curated record. Gene Ontology annotation, molecular function: phosphopantothenate--cysteine ligase activity. Bases 218 to 1180 code for a protein of 320 amino acids. Gene Ontology annotation, biological process: coenzyme A biosynthetic process. The transcript is spliced from 4 exons.
CUCUAUUUUAUGUAUUUGUAUCAGAUAGUAAAUGGCUGUGAUGCAUGUUUCGACGAUUUCACAGUGGAUCGUUCGUGUUAAAGCGACAUAACAGAAGACUUGACGUAAUGUUUCUAUAUAAUUGGGGAUAUAUGUAAAAACGUCCCGCUUGUGUUGGUUUUGCCAGAAAUUAGACUUUGCGACGCCAAUCUCUGCAAAGAUCAUAUUCUCACGGAUAAUGGCUGAACCAAGAAUAACUUCACUUGAUGGGAAAUUGGCUGAAGAAUUUGCUAUUCCCUCCCAUGUCGACGAGGUCAAAGAGCAGAUGUCUGAUUUUGCAGGGCAUCAUGUCAGAGCAGGUCGCAGGGUGGUUCUUAUCACAUCAGGAGGCACCAAAGUCCCCCUGGAGUCCCGCACGGUUAGAUUCCUGGACAACUUCAGCAGCGGCCGACGAGGAGCCUCCUCAGCGGAGUAUUUCAUAGACUCGGGCUAUGCUGUCAUUUUCCUGCACAGGCAUCGCUCUCUGUUCCCCUACGCUCGUACGUUUUCAACCAUAAACAUGCUUGAUGCUCUUCAGUUCAGAAGUGGACAAGGCGGCUCUGGGAGCGCUGAAGUAGUGGUUAAUCAGCAGGUGUUGCCAAAUGUUCCCAAAGUGCUGAAGCGAUACCAGGAAGUAAAGGAGCAGAGACUUCUGCUGCCUAUUGAGUUUAACACUCUGUCAGAGUACCUGCAUCUACUCAAAGCAGCAGCUCAGGCCCUCAACACAAUAGGAUCCAAAGCCAUGUUUUACUUGGCUGCAGCCGUGUCUGAUUUUUAUAUUCCAGCAUCUGAGAUGCCUGAACACAAAAUCCAAUCUUCCAAUGGGCCUUUACAACUCAGCUUGAACAUGGUGCCUAAGAUACUGUCCCCACUGGUGAAGGACUGGGCACCUCAGGCAUUUGUUGUAUCGUUCAAGCUAGAAACAGAUGCCACCAUCCUGCUGGGCAAAGCUCGACGGGCUCUGGACACCUACAGGCAUCAGGUAGUGGUAGCCAACAUACUGGACUCUCGUCGGGGUUACGUAGUGGUGGUGACCCCUGACACUCAGGCUGAGCUGAUCUUGACAGAAGAGGAUGUGAAGAAUGACAUAGAGAUAGAAGAGAGAAUAGUGAGCAACCUCACAUCAGCACACAAUAAAUUCAUAAAUCAACAAGUGGGUUGACCGUCAUCAUGUAAUGCACAUUUGAGUCAGUGGCACUUCUUUAAAUUAUGUCUGUGCUCUUACCUGAUUGUGAACUUCACAGUUUCCUGUUCCAAUAAUAAAUUAGGAGAGGUAGAUGCAAUCAGUUUGUUGUAGCAUAAUUCGUUAUAAUUGUAAAUAUAAACAAACCAUGUAUAUCUUUAAAUAUGUGUGUUUAUUCCCAUUGUACAGUAAAACUCAACUCAAUGUUGAUGUCUGUAACUGAUUUACAGCUUAAUAAUUCAUUCUUCAACACAAAAGUCUUCAAUAAUAAACAUUUGCAAGAACAGUA